Messenger RNA from Elephantulus edwardii (Cape elephant shrew), 2541 nucleotides. It is a transcript of the gene TRIM28, whose product is annotated as tripartite motif containing 28. The record is from RefSeq and is a predicted model, not a curated record. NCBI's taxonomy places the organism in Eukaryota, Metazoa, Chordata, Mammalia, Macroscelidea, Macroscelididae. The coding region runs from base 1 to 2541 and encodes 846 amino acids. The transcript is spliced from 18 exons. Gene Ontology annotation, molecular function: transcription corepressor activity; zinc ion binding; protein binding.
AUGCGCGGCGGCGUCGGCGCCAGUUAUUUCUGUCCCGCCCCCCGGCAGCGGCUCUUUCUGCGAGCGGGCGCGCGGGCGAGCGGUCGUGCUCGUGGCGCGUGGCGUGAGCAGCGUCGGCGGCAGGAGCGGGCUUGGCUGGCUGGCCAGCGAGCGGCCGCCUCCUCUGCUGCGGCCUCGGCCUCGGCUUCGUCGCCCGGCGCAGGCGGCGGCGAGGCCCUGGAGCUGCUGGAGCAUUGCGGCGUCUGCCGGGAGCGUCUGCGGCCCGAGCGGGAGCCGCGGCUGCUGCCCUGCCUGCACUCCGCCUGCAGCGCCUGCCUCGGGCCUACCACCCCUGCAGCCUCCAACAGCUCCGGGGACGGCGGCGAGGGCGCGGUCACAGUGGACUGCCCCGUGUGCAAGCAGCAAUGCUUCUUCAAAGACAUCGUGGAAAACUAUUUCAUGCGCGACAGUGGCAACAAGGCCGCCACCGACGCGCAGGAUGCUAACCAGUGUUGCACGAGCUGUGAGGACAACGCACCCGCCACAAGUUACUGCGUGGAGUGCUCGGAACCGCUGUGUGAAACGUGUGUUGAGGCCCACCAGCGUGUCAAGUACACAAAGGACCACACUGUGCGCUCCACUGGCCCAGCCAAGACGAGGGACGGCGAACGCACCGUGUACUGCAGUGUGCACAAGCACGAGCCUCUCGUGCUAUUCUGUGAAAGCUGUGAUACCCUCACCUGCCGGGAUUGCCAGCUCAAUGCCCACAAGGACCACCAGUACCAGUUUUUGGAGGAUGCAGUGAGAAACCAGCGCAAGCUCCUGGCCUCUUUGGUGAAGCGCCUUGGAGACAAGCACGCAACACUGCAGAAGAACACCAAGGAGGUUCGAAGCUCGAUCCGUCAAGUGUCAGAUGUACAGAAGCGUGUGCAGGUGGAUGUCAAGAUGGCCAUUCUGCAGAUCAUGAAGGAACUGAACAAGCGGGGCCGAGUGCUAGUCAACGAUGCCCAGAAGGUUACUGAGGGGCAGCAGGAGCGGCUGGAGCGACAGCACUGGACCAUGACCAAGAUCCAGAAGCACCAGGAACACAUCCUGCGCUUUGCCUCGUGGGCCCUGGAGAGCGACAACAACACGGCCUUGCUGCUCUCCAAGAAGCUGAUCUACUUCCAGUUGCACCGGGCCCUCAAGAUGAUCGUGGACCCUGUUGAGCCACAUGGCGAGAUGAAGUUCCAGUGGGACCUCAACGCUUGGACCAAGAGUGCAGAGGCCUUUGGCAAGAUUGUGGCCGAGCGUCCAGGCACCAACUCCACAGGGCCCACACCCAUGGCCCCCCCACGGGCACCUGGCCCGUUGAGCAAGCAGGGCUCUGCCAGCAGCCAGCCAAUGGAGGUGCAGGAAGGCUAUGGCUUUGGUUCAGAUGAUCCCUACUCAAGUGCAGAGCCUCACGUGUCGGGUGUGAAGCGAUCCCGUUCUGGUGAGGGUGAAGUGAGUGGCCUUAUGCGUAAGGUGCCACGGGUGAGUCUUGAGCGCUUGGACCUGGACCUCACGGCCGACAGUCAGCCACCCGUCUUCAAGGUGUUCCCAGGCAACACUACAGAGGACUACAAUCUCAUAGUCAUUGAACGGGGUGGUGCCGCUGCGGCAGCGGGCCAGCCUGGGACUGUUCCUCCUGGGGCCCCUGGAGCCCCACCCUUACCUGGCAUGGCCAUUGUCAAGGAGGAAGAGACAGAGGCGGCCAUUGGAGCCCCACCUGCUGCUGCUGAAGGCCCGGAGACCAAGCCUGUGCUUAUGGCCAUGGCAGAGGGUCCUGGUGUAGAGGGCCCACGCCUGGCCUCUCCCAGUGGUAGCACCAGUUCAGGACUGGAGGUGGUGGCCCCUGAAGGUGCCUCGGCCCCGGCUGGUGGCCCUGGUGCCCUGGAUGACAGUGCCACCAUCUGUCGGGUCUGCCAGAAGCCAGGUGACCUGGUCAUGUGCAACCAGUGCGAAUUCUGCUUCCACCUAGACUGCCACCUGCCAGCUCUGCAGGAUGUGCCAGGGGAAGAAUGGAGCUGCUCCCUCUGCCAUGUGCUCCCUGAUUUGAAGGAGGAGGAUGGGAGCCUCAACCUGGAUGGAGCUGACACCACUGGUGUGGUGGCCAAGCUCUCCCCAGUCAACCAGCGGAAGUGUGAGCGUGUUCUGCUGGCCCUCUUCUGCCAUGAGCCAUGUCGUCCCCUGCAUCAGCUGGCUACUGACUGUACCUUCUCCCUGGACCAGCCUGGUGGCACCCUGGACCUGACGCUAAUCCGUGCCAGGCUCCAAGAGAAGCUGUCACCUCCUUAUAGCUCCCCUCAGGAGUUUGCCCAAGAUGUGGGCCGCAUGUUUAAACAGUUCAACAAGCUGACAGAGGACAAGGCCGAUGUUCAGUCCAUCAUCGGUCUGCAGCGCUUUUUUGAGACGCGUAUGAAUGAAGCUUUUGGUGACACCAAGUUCUCAGCUGUGUUAGUUGAGCCCCCACCACUAAGCCUGCCUGGUGCUGGUCUGGGGGCUGCAGAGCUGUCUGGAGGACCCAGUGAUGGUCUCUGA